This is a messenger RNA of Girardinichthys multiradiatus, 3511 nucleotides long. Its product is annotated as KN motif and ankyrin repeat domain-containing protein 4-like. Bases 373 to 2967 code for a protein of 864 amino acids. Gene Ontology annotation, cellular component: cytoplasm; cytoskeleton. Gene Ontology annotation, molecular function: protein binding. Gene Ontology annotation, biological process: negative regulation of actin filament polymerization. The record is from RefSeq and is a predicted model, not a curated record. Lineage: Eukaryota; Metazoa; Chordata; Actinopteri; Cyprinodontiformes; Goodeidae. The transcript has 9 exons.
UUUUGCCACAUGGAUCAAACUUUUAAAGAACGUCCCUCUUCCCUCACUGUCUGUAUUUCUAGACUCCUUUUGACUGCUGUCUGGUGGAGUGGGUGCGGUUCUCUGAGUCUAUGCCUUCCUCUCAAUCAGUCAGACCUGCUGUACAGAAGGCAACGUAGGAAGGCAUGUUCCUAGCUCCUCCUUGCUCAGUGCUCUCCUUCAGACACACAGGAGCAAACCCAGCUUGUUAUGGCAGGGGCCACACGGUGGCAUUUCCCAGACAGCCGAGGCAUGCCGUCCCUGCCUGCUGAAGAGACAGGCAGGCAGAGCUGAGAACAGACUGCAGAGGACAAUCUGACAGGCAAAAUCAGCAAGUUGAGGAAAGUGCUGAGCAUGUCCCGAGGUCUUAUUGCACGUCAUAAAAUGGCUGAGAAUGGAGUUAAAGGGAAGCCCCCAUACUCAUUAGAAACCCCUUAUGGCUUCCAAAUAGAUCUGGAUUUCCUAAAAUAUGUGGAUGACAUAGAGAAAGGCAACACAAUCAAAAGGGUUCCCAUUCAGCGUCGAAGCAAAGGACCCCGGGCCAGCACUCUCCCCAGGAAUCUCAAUUCCUCUGGUUCUGGCUACCAAACAAGUCCAUGGAGAUCUACAGGAGCUCUUAACCCCAGAUCCCGACCGUUCGAUAACCAUCAUCCUGGGUAUUAUUCUUGGACCUUCGAUCACAGGCCUCCUCUCUCUCCUACAAGGCUUACAUCUCUGGUAGAAAUGGAGGCCAGGAUCAAGGAGUUUGACGAACAACCUCUCGGAGAGCACAUCAGGCCUCAUCUCCUGCGGGCCUCCAGUUUACCACUCACGGUGUUACUCAGACAAGAAUCGGAGUCCACAGAUGACAGAAGCAGCAUCCGGAGCUCAAGGGAUUACCUUGGUGGAAGAAACACCUCCUACGAGGAUGUCUUCUUCUCAGAUAGUCCUCGUCCAAAGGACUGCUCUGGGCUGCUGAGGCGCCUGACCGAGGCCCUUGAACGUGUUGGGGAGCUUGAGAUGGAGGUGAGGGUCAUUCCUGAGCUCAGGGCUCAGAUCUGCAUCCUACAAGAGGAAAGGGAAAGGCUGCAUCUGGGCUUGGUCCACCACAUCCCUCCAUUAACAGUUAAUGGAACAACAGAACUUUCUCAUUCAUCUGCCUACAGCAAAGGGGAUGUCAUAAAAUCCCAGCAGGACAGUCACAUCAUGUUUCCCAGAAAUCACAGUCAGAACAAAAUAAAUCCUACACAUGAUUGGAAAGCCAGCACAGAUCUCGAUGAGCUGCUGACAGUGACCUCCCUGCAGGCGAAAGUAGCAGCACUGGAGCAGAAGCUCCAUGACACUGAGCAAGACCUCCAGAGGAUGGUGGGACUUCUGAAGGACCAGCAGCAGGAGAGCAGAAGGAAAGAUGGCAAGAUAGAAUACCUCAUCAGGAAUCCAGGGGUGUGGGUCCGUGCAGAGAAGGUGGUGGUAGACCAGGAGGGAGAUGAGACUGUGGUGAGAUCCACUGAACCCCAUUAUAAUCCAGCCUCCUCCUUCAUCUCCACAAGAACUGUAACCUCAAAUGCUCAAAGACACCAAGACUCAGUAAUGUCUACUGAAAGGGGUUCACAUGAUGGGUGCACAGAUACAUCAGUGAUAAUUCGCCAUAUUAAAAGAAUCAAGAGUCUCCUGGAUCGGCAGUGGGAGUGUGUGUGUGGAGAGUCAGGAGAGAAGGGCAAACCCCUGAAACACCCAGAUCCAAAAGUCAACUCUCUGCAGCAGGAGAUGAUGGAACUUGUCGAUGUCCUCGUGUCUGGAUACAAGCAGCAUGAUGACAGCGAUGGAGAGAAGAUCCAGAACACAGCCUCCAAGUCCACCCUGGAGACUGAUGGAAGCACCCAGAAGUUAAAAAAGUUGCACUCAGUGGAUGUUAAUGAAGGAAUCCAAAUGUCCACUAAGGGAAGCGUGGAUGGCCUGUGUGGUUUCAGUGAUAUGGAGCACAGGGAAACCAGUGUUGGGAGCCAGGGGAUGGACGAUACCCAGGUGGAUGUACAACCUGCAAAAAGAGGAGUCCAAGCAGAGAUGUUAACAUGCCCAAGGGGACGUUUAACACCAGUGGGAACGAUAUCAGGACAAACAGAUGGAGGCACAGUGACGCUGGAAGCUAAGGCUCCAGAGAAAACGUCCAAACCUGAAACCUUGGAAGAACAGAUGGAGGGGAUCUCUGGCUCAGACAGCAAGGGAUGGGAAACACUGAGUGCAGAUUUUGUGUCUGCUUGUCAUUUUGUUAAGGAUCACAUGGACAUCAAAGAAAACCCCAAUGAUGACAUGAGGAAAGCUCUGGUAACAAUGUUCCAGAACUGGUUCGGAGCUGCUGCGGAGGAGACCUCUGAGGCCUGCAGGGUGGCUGCUUACCUGAAAGACGUAAAGAGGGAAGCACCAUCUCUGUUGGCUUUCCUCAUCAAUCUAGCAGAUGACAACGGCAACACGGUGCUGCAUUACAGUGUAUCCCACUGCAACUAUGGCAUUGUGGGUCUGUUGCUGGACACAGGUGUGAGUGACGCAAACGUUCAGAACAAAGCUGGAUACACAGCUGUGAUGCUGGCCUCGCUCACCGCUCCUGAUGGACCUGUUGGGAUGGAGGUUGUCCGAAAAUUAAUGGAGUUGGGGGAUGUCAAUAUUCGCUCCAGUCAGACAGGUCAGACAGCUUUGCACUUGGCAGUGAGACACGGUCGAGUUGUUAUGGUUCGCCUGUUGCUGAGCUGUGGAGCCAAUGCCAACAUCCAGGACAACCAGGGAAUGACAUCCCUCAUGUUUGCAUCAAAACGAGGACACACACACAUUGCAAGACUGCUGCUGGAAAGAAGUCCGUGUGACCUGAGUCUGACUGACAAGCGGGGGCAAACUGCAUUCUCUAUUGCCACGCAAGGUUCCCACACCGAUACUGCAGCCCUCCUGCAGGCCCACGCUAAGGCUCGAGGUCUCUGAAAGUGGAAAACUCAAGAUCGGUCAAAGUAUUAUCUUGUUUGAGGCACUUGAAAAGAGACUCAGCUGUUUCUUUUCAUGAUAGUGAUUUUUCUGGACUGCUGCAUGAGCAUUAGCUUUAGCCUUGGACAGGAAGCCAUCAAACAAAUGAGACUGUAUGUUAUUUACAGCUUGGAUGACUGGUGGCUGUUGAUGCACUAUACAUUAAAUCUGAUUUUUUUUUUAUUGUGUUUUCAUGUGUGGUUGUUGUAGUUUUCUCAGAGCUUUGCAUAUUUUUUUUGUAGCAGCUUAGCUCUGCAAACAAUGCAAUGGAAAAAGUAUUUAUUCUGAAAGGUUUUAUUGUAUGUGUAUGAGUUAUCAAAAAUAAUCAACAUGUUACCUUUUCCAGCAAUUUAGCAGCCUCUAAAUUAUUUCUGCAAAGCUCAUAUCCCUCCCUGCAUGCAAACCAGAUAGAACCCUGCAAAUGAUACAAGCACAUAUCAUGUCCUUCCAGUUGCUAUAAUAAACUACACACUGUAUAUCUGUCAAUAAAUAUGAUGAAAGCAAA